Drosophila guanche is the source of this 946-nucleotide messenger RNA. RefSeq lists its product as uncharacterized. The coding region runs from base 131 to 805 and encodes 224 amino acids. The record is from RefSeq and is a predicted model, not a curated record. Lineage: Eukaryota; Metazoa; Arthropoda; Insecta; Diptera; Drosophilidae. The transcript has 2 exons.
CUACAGACAGUCGUACAACGGCAGCAUCUAACACCAGUCGCAAGUCGCGGAGUGGGCGCCGAUCUCGUCGAGAAGAACUCCAGAAGCAAAAAAACUACAACUACAACCUCACCUUAGGUGAUUUUACAAGAUGUUCAGCCGUCAACAGCUAAUGCUAAUCUGCUUAGGACUGGGCGUCCUUGGCCUUGGUCUUUGCCUGCCCAUUGAGGAGUCUGCGGACAUCAAGGAGGAUGUCAUCAGCAUAGACAAUCAGACGCAAAAGGUGAUACGCGUGCAUCCGCAGGAGCUGCCCUCGAAGAAGGAUCACACUGGAGUCAACAUGAACUCGGCCCUGUUCCAGAUCCAGACCCUGCGGCCAGUUACGAGCAGCAGCGAAAAGAAGUACGUGGACUCGAAGCAGAUGCGAAUGCGGAAACGUCGCCCCAGGCCGGCCACUGACGGUGAAGACUCGUCGCAGCCCAUCCAAGCCUUGAAACAAAAAGAACUAAAAGCCUUUCCCAAGCAGAAAACGAAGCAACAGAAGCAACUAAAGUUCAUCCCAGCCCAAACAGACGCUGAGGGGUAUCUGAAUGGGGACAAUAUGCUGGACAUGGGGCUGCAGGUGAGCCACAGCCACCUGCUGCCCGUGCAGAUGACGCCCGGCCCCUAUCCCAUCUACUAUGUGGUGUCCAAGACCAACGGCCGCUUCGGCAAGUUCCCCAUCAAGGCCUUCGGCUCGCCGGCCGAGUUCUCCAAGUAUCUGAUCAAAAGCAAGGCGGAGCCCAUUAGCCGACACCAGCGCUUCGAGGGCUACGUCCGGCGCUGAUCUUUUGUGAUCUUUUUUGCUUAGUUAAAUUAUAAAUGAUGUACCUAUAAAUUAUUACCCCAAAACGUAAUCAUAAAUGUAAACCUAAUCGUAAUUGUAUUCGGAUUGCUAAUUGCCGCAAUAAACUUAAUUGUGCCUAAA